AUUAUCAGCCACUCGAAGUAUUAGCCAAUUUGAAAACUUUGACUCUUUAUCCACCGGCCUUGGGCUUGCCGGGACCAGGCAAGCCUUUAAGCCAAAUUUUAGCCACAAAAAAAAUAACCACUGGUUUAAUCAUUGGCAAAACUAAUUUUCAGGAAAGAGAAGAAAACAUUAACAAAUUUCAAAAUGGCACGCUCGAUAUUUUGCUCUGUAAUAUCCAGAGCGCGGGCAUGGGACUGAAUCUGAGCCGAGCCGAAACCAUUAUUUUUGCCGACCGCAGUUAUUCUCCGGCUGAUAACGAACAAGCCGAAGCCCGUUUUUUGCCUACCACUAAUUCUGAACCUGGUCGG
Messenger RNA from Racocetra persica, 347 nucleotides. NCBI's taxonomy places the organism in Eukaryota, Fungi, Glomeromycota, Glomeromycetes, Diversisporales, Gigasporaceae. The record is from the annotation of a GenBank genome assembly.